Trichosurus vulpecula (common brushtail) is the source of this 1273-nucleotide messenger RNA. It is a transcript of the gene SOX12, whose product is annotated as SRY-box transcription factor 12. The coding region runs from base 1 to 1044 and encodes 347 amino acids. Lineage: Eukaryota; Metazoa; Chordata; Mammalia; Diprotodontia; Phalangeridae. The record is from RefSeq and is a predicted model, not a curated record. Gene Ontology annotation, biological process: anatomical structure morphogenesis; positive regulation of transcription by RNA polymerase II; negative regulation of transcription by RNA polymerase II. Gene Ontology annotation, molecular function: DNA-binding transcription factor activity, RNA polymerase II-specific; RNA polymerase II cis-regulatory region sequence-specific DNA binding. The transcript has a single exon.
AUGGUGCAACAGAAGAGAGGUCGCGUUGGCGAAGCCAAGCGGGAAGGCUGCCAGCCGCCGGCCGCGGGCGAGAGGGCGCGGCUCCGCCGGGAGACCCCUGGUGAGCCGGGCUGGUGCAAGACCCCCAGCGGUCACAUCAAGCGGCCCAUGAACGCUUUCAUGGUGUGGUCGCAGCAUGAGAGGCGCAAAAUCAUGGACCAGUGGCCCGAUAUGCACAACGCCGAGAUCUCCAAGAGGUUGGGCCGCCGCUGGCAGCUGCUGCAGGACUCCGAGAAGAUCCCGUUCGUACGCGAGGCUGAGCGGCUGCGUCUCAAGCACAUGGCUGACUACCCGGACUACAAGUACCGGCCCCGUAAGAAGGGCAAGGGGGCGCCCAGCAAGGCGCGGCCCCGCCUCCCCAGCAAGACUAAGCCAUCGCUUUUGGGCCGCGGGGGUGGGGGGCGCAGGAAGGCGGCCGGGGAGUCUGGGGAGCAGCGCAGGGGAGGCCCGACCCUAGGGGAGGAGGUAGAAGCCGAGGACGAAGAGGAGGAAGAGGAGGAACUGUUGGAAGUGCGGCUGGUGGAGACUCCCGGGCGGGAGCUGUGGCGGAUGGUCCCAGCGGGGAGGGCUGGGGGGAGACCGGGGGAGCGGGCAGGGGGGCCGCGCCCGGAGCCGCAGUCAGAGGAAGUGGGGGGCACCCCCGAGACUUCGAGAUCCUUGCAGCGCGGAGUGACCGCCACCUCGCCGAUUGACUCCCCGGCGCCCUCUUCCCUGGUCCCUUCGGAUGAAGAGCGCGAGGAAGAAGAGGAAGGGAGGGAGGAAGAGGAGGAGGAGGAAGAGGAGGAAGAGCCGGAGAAGGAGCCUCUUGGGUUCCUGCCCCGGCAAAUCCCAGGUGCCAUAGGCCCUGGCCUAGACUGCACCGCCCUCGACAGGGACCCGGACCAGUUGCCUCCUGUAGGGACCUCGCACUUCGAGUUCCCGGACUACUGCACCCCCGAGGUGACCGAGAUGAUCGCUGGGGACUGGCUUAUGUCCAGCAUCGCGGACUUGGUCUUCACCUACUGAGCCAGGCACUCACUAGGUGACUCAGACUCCACAAAUCAGGUCGCACUCAAAAACCAGCUGUUUACAUACAGGAAUCAGGUAUUUUUGGCCUUCAGCCCCAUCAAAGGCAAAGGCUUCCGCUGUCACCCCAUCCCCGACUCAGACGCCCCCAGCCAUGCCUACACACUCAGCCUACCCUUCAACCCAUCCCCUAUGGACACACCCCACUUUCCAUGACUUGCACCCAGAC